This is a messenger RNA of Ostrinia furnacalis (Asian corn borer), 1071 nucleotides long. RefSeq names its product proliferating cell nuclear antigen (gene Pcna). Gene Ontology annotation, biological process: leading strand elongation; translesion synthesis; mismatch repair. NCBI's taxonomy places the organism in Eukaryota, Metazoa, Arthropoda, Insecta, Lepidoptera, Crambidae. The transcript is spliced from 7 exons. Gene Ontology annotation, cellular component: PCNA complex. The record is from RefSeq and is a predicted model, not a curated record. Bases 115 to 897 code for a protein of 260 amino acids. Gene Ontology annotation, molecular function: DNA binding; DNA polymerase processivity factor activity.
UCCCGCUGCCAGUUGUCAAAUUGUGGAGGUCAGCGACUGGAACGCGUCUUGUCUUGUUUCUCUCGGUUAUUUACUGUGCUUUUUGUGAGUUUUCUCCUAAUUUAAUCAAUCACAAUGUUCGAAGCCAGACUUCUGCGUAGCUCCAUCCUCAAGAAGGUCUUGGAAGCUAUAAAAGAUCUCCUCACUCAAGCCACAUUUGAUUGUGACGACAAUGGAAUACAAUUACAGGCUAUGGACAACUCUCACGUAUCUCUUGUGUCACUCUCGCUACGAGCAGAUGGUUUUGAUAAAUACAGAUGUGAUAGAAACAUUUCCAUGGGUAUGAAUUUAGGAAGCAUGUCCAAGAUUCUCAAGUGCGCUGGGGACAAAGACACUGUCACAAUGAAGGCACAGGACAAUGCAGACACUGUCACAUUUGUAUUUGAGAGCCCCAACCAAGAAAAAGUGUCAGAUUAUGAAAUGAAACUCAUGAAUUUGGAUCUUGAGCACUUAGGCAUUCCUGAGACAGAGUACAGCUGUACAAUUCGUCUGCCAAGUGCUGAAUUUGCCAGAAUCUGUCGUGAUCUGUCCCAGUUUGGAGAGUCCAUGGUCAUAUCUUGCACAAAAGAAGGCGUAAAAUUCUCAGCAUCAGGAGACAUUGGAUCAGCAAACAUCAAGUUGGCCCAGACUGCUUCCAUUGACAAGGAGGAGGAGGCUGUGGUCAUUGAGAUGGACGAGCCAGUCACCCUCACCUUCUCGUGCCAGUAUCUCAACUACUUCACGAAAGCCACAUCAUUAAGUCCACAGGUUCAGUUAUCUAUGUCAGCUGAUGUACCACUAGUGGUAGAAUACCGCAUCCAGGAUAUUGGGCACAUUCGUUACUACCUAGCACCGAAAAUCGAAGAAGAAGACAGUUGAAUACAUAAUUUUGAUCUUUUUGUACUACUAUCAUGUCAUAAUAUUAAGGCCAUUCGUAAUAAUUAUGUUUCGUUUUCGUUAUGCUAUACUUUCUAUUCUGUACACUGUGUGUAUUACAUAAAAAUUGUGAUAACAAUGAAAGCAGAAGGAAAUAAACCUAUUUUUAAUAACUAA